CUGGGAAGGGGAGCCCUGCUCGGUGCAUUCCAGGCAGGAAGGAAAGCCUGGAGCUGUUGAGAACUCGCAAUCUUCAGGGAAUUUCAGUCGCCGUCCGAAGCCCGGUCGCAACCAACGGAGUAACGGUGCAGGGUUUGAAUCGCUGUCCCGCCCCCGCCGGCAGCGCUGCCUCCUCCCUCCCUCCCUGCGCGCUCCUGCCUGCGCUGCGCGCCGGGCAGCGGCCGUGGGGGUGCCCGGGGGGGUCCUCCCCAGGGCAGGGGGCUGUGCCAUGGUCUAGGGGGGCUCCGCGCCUGUCCCCUGCCUUCCCCCCCCAACCCAUCAUGCCAUUGCUGGACUUCUUCUGGGCUUGCUUCAAAAGAGCCAAGUGUUUCACAUUGCCAGAAGAUAAGAAAGAUGCAGAAACCGAAGCCAAGAAAGCCUGUGAGUGGCUGCGGGCGGCGGGAUUCCCCCAGUAUGCGCAGCUCUACGAAGACUCAUUGUUCCCUCUCGACAUCGGUGCUGUGAAGAAGGACCACAGCUUCCUGGACCAGGACUCCCUCAAAUCCCUGUGCAGGAGGCUGAUGACCCUGAACACGUGUGCCUCCAUGAAGCUGGAAGUUCACUUUCAGCGUAAACAGAAUGAAGACUCUGAGGAGGAAGACCUGUGUGCCAUCAGUGACCGGUGGACUUUCCAGAGGGACAGCAAGAGGUGGUCCCGGGUGGGGUCCGUCGACAUCCUCUCCCAGGGCUCUGAGGUCCUGAACUCCAGCAUGAGGCCGGUGUCCAGCCGUGAGAGCAUCCUCACGGACCUCAGCACCAACCCGGAGGCUGUGUCCCUGCACAGCAGCGGCAGCAGCGGCAGCACCGGUGGCACGCUGGGCACUGGGACUGUGCCACCCAGUCCCCUGUCCCCUCCUUGUGCCAUCGCCACCUCCAGCCACAGCCUGAGCCAGCACUCCUUGCCAGAGCAGCCCCCAGGCCGUGGCCAGGGCUCCAAGGAGAAGCUGAAGAAGCGACGGUCUCGCAGCUUCCUGAAGAGGAUCGAGUCCCUCCGAAGGAAGGACAAGGAGAAAGCCGACCUGGAAGAGAAGGUGGCCCCGCAGGGCAGCGUCGCAGCCGCACCAGGAUGGGGGUCCCUGAAGAUGAACGUGGCAGCCACCAAGGCCAGCUCCCCUAAAAGAGGGAUAUCUGCCUCUUUCCGUGGCAAAAAACACUUCUUCUCGGUAUCGUACAGGACUCACCGCUUGCAGGGCUCGGGUGGGAGCAAGGGGAGCUCCGACUCAAAGCGUGGUGCCGUCUACCUGGAGGACCCGGGGGCGGCUGCGGCGGCCGGAGCCUGCCAGCACCACCAGCAGCCGUGCCGGGGGGGCUGCCGCGUCUACAUCCCCCGGGACCACAAGCCGGGCACCUUCCCCAAAUCCCUCUCCAUCGAGAGCUUGUGUCCCUUGGGCGGCAGCUCCCUGGCCCACUGGAAAUCGGGGAAUGCAGGGGCGGGGCUGGAGGGAGGAGGAGGCAGCAGCAGCAGCGCGGGGGGCUCGUCCUCCCCACGGGGCUUCACCUGCCGCCGGCGCCGCGGCUCCUGCAGCUCCCUGGGCAGCCGGGUCAGCGUGUACGACAACGUGCCAGAGACUGGCAGCAGCGAGGAUUUCUGCAAGGCGGACGGGGAGGUGACCUACGAGAACCUCGACGACAUCCUGCAGCACAUGUGGGGCCUGCAGCAGAAGGUGGAGCUCUGGUAUAAAGCCAUCUCCCCCGACCUGGCUGGGGAGGAGCGGGGCGAGGAGGAUGAGGAGGAGGAGGAGGACGAGGACGAUGAUGGGGAAUCGGACUCGGGAGGAGAACCCUCCAACCUGCACUUCGAAGAGCGGUCCAUGUCGGACGUCGGCACCUCUGCCAGUGACUUUGACAGCACGGGCAACUCCCUGAACGAGGCCGAGGAGAUGGAGAUGCGGGAGCGCCGGGACUCCGGGGUGGGAGCGUCGCUCACCAGGCCCUGCAGAAAGCUGCGCUGGCACAGUUUCCAGAACUCGCACCGGCCCAGCCUGAACUCUGCCUCCCUGGAGAUCAACCGCCAGUCUUCAGCCCAGCUCAACCUGCUCCAGAAGUGCUCCCUGCUCCGCCUCACGGCCAUCAUGGAGAAGUACUCCGUGCCCCACAAGCAAGCCUGGACGUGGACUGUGCCCAAGUUCAUGAAGCGCAGUAAAGUCCCCGACUACAGGGACAAGACAGUCUUUGGGGUGCCACCCAUCAUCAACGUGCAGCGGACGGGGCAGCCGCUGCCGCAGAGCAUCCAGCAAGCCCUGCGCUACAUCCGCAGCCAGUGUCUGGACCAGGUUGGUAUUUUCCGCAAGUCAGGGGUGAAGUCCCGGAUCCAGGCUCUGCGGCACAUGAACGAGACCAGCCCUGACCACGUCAGCUACGAGGGGCAGUCUGCCUACGACGUGGCUGACCUGCUGAAGCAGUAUUUCCGUGACCUGCCCGAGCCCAUCUUCACCAGCAAGCUGACGGACACCUUCCUGCAGAUCUACCAGUUCGUGCCCAAGGAGCAGCGGCUGCAGGCGGUGCAGGCGGCCGUCAUCCUGAUGCCCGACGAGAACCGGGAGGUUCUGCAGACCCUGCUCUACUUCCUGAGUGACAUUGCUUCUGCUGAGGAGAACCAGAUGACCGCCGGGAACCUGGCCGUGUGCCUGGCCCCCUCCAUCUUCCACCUCAAUGUGUCCAAGAAGGAAAGCACCUCUCCAAGGGUGAUACACAAGAGAGGCACCAUGGGGAAGCCUGACCAGAAGGACCUCAAUGAGAACAUGGCUGCGACGCAGGGGCUUUCCCACAUGAUCACUGACUGUAAGAAGCUCUUCCAGGUCUCCCAUGACAUCUUGCUCCAGCUGAGCAGCUCCUAUAUGGCAGCAGAUGCUUACCCCCACCCCCUGGCUGACUUCAUGUGCCAGGGGGAAAGCAAGGACUUACACUCCUACUUUGAGCAGAGUGUCCAGAACCUGCUCAAAGAGUCGUCUGAGAAGUUCAAGGGGUGGCUGAGCACCCCAGGGCCCCUGAACACAGAGCUCUCCUGCAAAAAGGUUGGAGAUGGGCACCCUCUGCGCUUGUGGAAGGUCUCCACAGAGGUGGAAGCCCCCCCGGCCACGGUGCUGCACCGGGUGCUCCGGGAGCGUCACCUCUGGGACGAGGACCUGCUGCAGAGCAAAGUGGUGGAGGCCCUGGAGAAGAACAUGGAGGUCUAUCACUACGUGACCGACAGCAUGGCACCCCACCCACGCCGGGACUGCGUGGUGCUCCGGCGCUGGUGCACAGACCUGCCACGGGGAGCCUGCCUGCUCAUCUCCAUCUCGGUGGAGCACGACAAGCUGCUGGUGGAGGGAGGAGGUGUCAAAGCCAUCGUCCUGAUGUCCCAGUACCUCAUCGAGCCCAGCGCCAUGGGGCGUUCCAAAGUGACCCAUAUCUGCAGAGCUGACCUCAGGGGCCGGUCUCCCGAGUGGUACAACAAGGUCUUUGGCCACCUCUGCGCCAUGGAGCUGGCAAGGAUCCGAGACUCUUUCCCAGCCCUGAGUUCCAACGGCCCUGAGACAAAGAUCUGAGGCACCAGGGAGAUGCUCUGUCCUGUCUGAUGUGGACUGCUGGUGGACGUGGGCUGGGGCUCUUGGAGGGGAGCCCAGUGCCAGAUGUGGAGGGGGAGCAGAGGCUGGUGUGUGGACAGGCACAUACUGAUGAGUGUCCUUCUGCCCUGGGGUGGGCAUUCCCAUUCCCACCAUCUCUGCUGCUGCUUCAGCCAUGCCUCCCUCAUGCUGGGCAGCAGGUUGUCCACAGAGGUGAAGCUGAGGAGCCCGUGGGCUGAGGGAGGUCAGAAAGCAGAGGGAAAGAGGGGGGGAUGCCCCUCGGGAGGGCAAGUUGAGCUGGGUCCCCUGUGCAAGCUGUGAGUAGGGACUGAGGUUUGUGGAGAGAAGGAUCAUUAAGAGGGGGAGGACGGGCAGGUCCGUAGGUCACAGCGCGGUGUCGGGAAGUGAGGGGUGGGCAGUGAGGCGGGGGGAGCGGAGCAUGUCACCUGGUGGGGACAGCCAGGGAGGCACCCCAGAGCCUGUGUGGUGGUGGAAGAGGCUGCUGUUGUGGGAGGAAGGGGCUGCAUCCCAACAGCAGGGUGUGCCUCGGGUGGCAGAAGGAGUCUGUUGCACCUUUGGUGCUGGAUUUCAUAGAAGACAAAGCCCUCUGGUCACGGGCCUUGCUGUCCGUCAGCUCAAAGCCUCUCUUCUGCACCAGAUGUCAGUGGGGGGCUGGAUGGAUGAUAUUCCGAGCCAAGCCCAUCCCUUGAAACCAACCACCCAUUGUUUGAAGUGUGCAGGACAUGUCUGAAGCCCCAGAGCUACAAGCUGGGAUGGGGCAAUGUGCACCUGGUGGGAUGGCGGGGAGGGGGCGGUGUCCUGGGGUCACCUUUUUGGUGGCCAAGCCCUUGACCUCCUGUGUGCAGAACUAUUCCCUCCAAAAACCGUCUGUUCCCCUUCCAUCCCUCCCUUUCCUCCCCGGAGAAACCACCUGCUGGAGCUGUCAGCACCCGGGAGCCGACCUGGGUUCUCUGUUCAGGCAGGGACCCAAGUAACCAGACAUUGUUCCAACUGGAAGGCAACAUGACCCACACUUGGGAGCCGUUCCCAGGGUCAGUUUCACUGUAACACAUCCUCUCUGUCUCUCUUUUGGUGGAAAAAAAGAGCAACCCAGCCUGUGUUCUGCAUUUUUAUAUAUAUAUUUAUAUAUAUAAAAAAAUACAACUAAUAUUAGGGGGAGUGAUUUUUCUCCUAAUUUUUAAAAAAAUAUUUCUUUUUUUUCUAUCUAUAAAUACUUGUACAGUUGGAAUAUUAAUAUAUAACUCAUAGAGCUCAGUGCCAGGUGAUGCUCACUUGAAAGAUGUGUGUUUUAUAUUGAAGGGACUUUUGUAUCAUGUGCAACUGCAACAGAUUGAUCGACUUGGAUUGGGGCUGCUCUUCCCAUCCAUGUAAUUAAUAAAGUACUAACGAUCGUG
Messenger RNA from Apus apus (common swift), 5002 nucleotides. RefSeq names its product StAR related lipid transfer domain containing 8 (gene STARD8). The record is from RefSeq and is a predicted model, not a curated record. Gene Ontology annotation, biological process: actin cytoskeleton organization; signal transduction; regulation of Rho protein signal transduction. Gene Ontology annotation, molecular function: GTPase activator activity; lipid binding. NCBI's taxonomy places the organism in Eukaryota, Metazoa, Chordata, Aves, Apodiformes, Apodidae. Bases 321 to 3569 code for a protein of 1082 amino acids. The transcript has 15 exons.